AUGAACCUUUCCAUUUUCCAACUGUUGAUGCAUUGCUUCUAUCCGAAGUUGGGACUUCUUUCCGUGUCGACGACUCUUCCUCCCACUUCCAUAUCAACACUUUUGACGCCAAUAUCUGCUAAUCGACGUGUGUCGCAAUUACGGCUCUGUGCAUGGAAGAGCAUGUUGCAGCGGCGGCGUCGCCCCAAAAUCGCGAGGGCAGGGACGGAGAACAGAAUCAAGGUGAUUAUUGAAGCGGCCGCCGACCGGAGGUGCUUCGGUCACAAUGCAGCGACUAUUUUGGGUCUGCGAAAGCUUGGAAGUCUGUUCUUGACAAAUUUUGAGCUUUAUGCAUCUUUCGGGUGCUCCCGGAAAACUUGAACAGAAUUUCACAAACAAGGUCUUUGUACUAUAGGCCUAAGAAAUUUAAGAAUUUUUUCAAAAAACUCUUGAAUACUCGUCAAAAAAACCAGUGAAUGUACAGAAUAUUAAAAAAAAAGCUUUCAAGUUCAAAAAAACCUACGAAAAUAAAUUUUUUCUUCGGAAGAACACUUCGUAGCUCAUUCUAUUUCCCUAAUUGAAGUAACCUUUAAGAUUAUAAUUAGAAAGAUUCGCAGUUUAGGGCUUUGAAAAUGUGUAUUAAGAUCAUUAAAGAGCUUUUUGUUUCGGCCCAUUUCCAGAAAACUUAGACCCAUUCUUGAAUUCUCGAAAUUUGACUCAUAAUGUAAAAUAUAGAUGGCUGUGAUCAAUUUACACUUCAAAUCAUUCAACUUUUAAGCCUGGACAUAUCCUCCCGCAGUCAUGAAAAGGAAGCCUCAGAACAUUUACAAGGAUUUUUUUUUACAGUUUUUGGUCCAUUCGAAGUUCCUUGCCAAGGUGUUUGAAGGCGCGAAAGUCUCGAAGAACUUAGAGAAGUAGUUGGAAAAUGCAUUCUUCCACCUUUUUUCGUCUGUGAUGUUUUAAAUACCUCAAUUAAGAACUUGAGCAGACUCAGUGAUUCGCGAACUUGAUUAAGCUUUGUCUGAACAGCCUUCCUUGGAAGUUUGGUGUCAGGGGAGGUUCAUUUUGCCUGCUAAGUUUAGUUCUUUCAUCAUUUCUUUCAUUUGCAGCCUUUGAAAAAAAAAAUAGUGCUUUGAUAAGACGAGCCUCUCCGGAGUUUCUUCAUUCCAGGGAACGUUCGACAGUUCAAAAUCUAGACUCCAAAACGCUCCCGGUAGCCUGUCCGCUUUUCUCGUUAUCAGAAUCAAGUUCGGCGACGACAUUGGCAAUCUGAAGCGAAGACAACAAGGCCUCGUCGGUCCGUCGGUUCUUUCCUUGGCCGCGUGCGGAGAGCGAGAGCGUUUGAGUGCGUGAGCGGUUCCGAGGCAAAGUGGACACAACCCCCAACGUGGCAUCGCUCGACGUGUCUGCACCCUCUUCCAGCCCGACUACCGCCGCUCCUUCCGAAGUCGAGCCAGCCGGAACUAUCAAAGCAGUCGGAACGGCUUCAGAAAUUGAUGCUCUUGAAUGGCUUCAGGGCAGUCAGAACCUUUCGGAAAGAAUUCUGAAUGUUCGACAAGAAAAAUCCUUCUACCAAGCGCAUAGGAGUCCUUUUCUGAUUCUGAUCAGAACCAUCUACAGAGGUUGUUCUCACAAAGUUCAACCAAAUUCGUAUAUCGUAGAGUCUGUUCAAGUUCUUAAUUGAGGUAUUUAUCUAUCUUCCGACCUAAGUUGACCUAAGUUCUCCAAAGCUUGACUAGUUUAUGAUACUGAGAAGUUGAGUCUCUACAAGUUCCUAGGUUUUGAGAGCAGACGAUUCGAAAUUCUAUGCAAUAACGCUGAGACAAGGGAAUAGAGCCUUGAGAGAACCUCCCGCCCAAAUUAGGAAUUUGUAAAAGCACAAACUUUGAGGAUCUCCAACAAGCAGUUCGGUUAGUGUUUGGUCCAGGAUUACAGAAGUUUUUCAUGUACAAAGGGAAAUUAUCUUUCUUGACGACGCUUGAAAAUCUAUAGUAGUGCGUGUAAAUUAUUUCACAACUGCUAGUUGGAUUUUCAAGGUCGCAGGGAGCGAGUUCGACACUGAAAAGAACCCUCAACUUGAAGACCUCUAUCGACUCUGCUUCCUCACUCAGAAAGCUGUACUGACCACUCGCAAGACUCAAGAUUAG
Molecule: messenger RNA, 2126 nt
Organism: Caenorhabditis auriculariae
Lineage: Eukaryota; Metazoa; Nematoda; Chromadorea; Rhabditida; Rhabditidae
Source: the annotation of a GenBank genome assembly